UUGGCCCUAUCGUUUUGUGGUUAGAAAAUCAGUGCUCUAGAGUAUUACAGGAUCUUUCAUUAAGACAAAGGUUAUUACUGUUACACACCCACCACUGUUGACCCUAUAAGCUGGGAUAUAGACAGGUAUACCCGCCAAAAAGUAAAGAAAAAAAAAACAAGCAAACAAAAAAUGGAGGUCUUAUAGCUCCUAACUUUAUCCCUUGAAUGAAAGAACUGAAGCUUCUGUCGUUAUACUCUCCCUAAAAGCACACGGUUGUCACAUUUUUAAUAACUACACAAGAACAGCAACCAUCAAGGAAGCGACGUUAAGAUCCUAACGACCCGUCACCAUGACUAGCACGUCUUCAGGGUCACCGCAGUGAAGGCGAGAUACCCUUUCUGUCAAGCUGUUUAGUAUAUUUUCUUCCACACUUCGAUAUACUGAAAUAAACGACAAACAAGAAGGCCGAUAAAUAAGUUUAAAGAUAACCACUCCUCCAAAAGUGUAUUGAAAUACUCCAUGACUACAGUUAGCUAAUCCCAUUUAAUUAGCUAUGUCUUAUAAUAUCACAGAAGUCACAGUAGUGCCUCAGACGGGUUUAAGACAUACGGCUACGCUCAUUUUUAUGCAUGGCUCGGGGUGGAAUGGAGUACUAUCCAAGAACGAUUUGGAAAUGGUUUUCGGACAGGAAUUCUCUUUUCCUCACAUUCGGGUUGUAUACCCAACGUCUCCAGAAAGACCCUAUACGCCAUGCAAUGGAAAGAUACAGCGUGUCUGGUUUGACAGGCAGGCAGUGGACAUCAGUGCACCAGAGGAUGUUUCUUCCAUCAAACCCAUGGCAGAAGAACUCAAUAGACUGAUAGACAAGGAAGUCAGUCUGGGAAUUGAUGUUAAAAGGAUUGUCCUGGAGUCGGUGCCAGAAGCAGAACGUCCCCUCUUGUUCAUGUGCCACGGAGACAGUGACAAAGUCGUUCCCUGGGCUUGGGGUGAACGUACUUUUGCACAGCUACAGCAGAGAGGAGUUAAGGGAGAGUUCCAUUCAUUUCCAGGCUUGAAUCACAGUCUUUGCAAAAGGGAAGUUGAGUUAAUGAAGAAAUGGUUGGUGGAUCUAUUACCUGAUGUAUGAUUACUGACUGGAGACACACAGACACACACAUGCACACCUAUACAGAUACGCAUGUACAUACACAUAUGUACACAUGUAUGUACGCACACACACAUUCACACAUACAUACUUUAAAAAUAUAUCUGUUUAAGUUAAGACCAUACAUAACAUAGCUUUAAACUAUCAACAUAAUUUCACAAAACAGCAAUUGUUUAUAGAAGGUAGAAUAACAGUUCACCAAAGCAUACCUUAUACAGCCAAUUAUGUGUUCACUAUAUUUUUUGUUAUAUUUAAUAAACCAUACAUUGCAUGAUUAAUUGAUUCCUUAUUAAUCCAAGCAUUUAGAAUUCUUUUUUGUUAAACCCUUAUACUGGAUUUGUAGUCUUCAGUAUAUCUUUGGGUUGCAUAUGUUGUUAUAGGUAGUUACUGUUAAAUUCAAUAUAAUAUAUUUUUCAUAGUAUAUACUUACCUAUGCAUAUUUUGUUAACUGAUGCAUCACAUAUCUUGAUUAAUAUCCUAUUAAUGUAGUCAAACAAAUGGAUAUAUUACCUUAUAUGUGAUUACUAACUGAGGUACACA
This is a messenger RNA of Penaeus indicus, 1666 nucleotides long. RefSeq names its product lysophospholipase-like protein 1. Gene Ontology annotation, molecular function: carboxylic ester hydrolase activity; palmitoyl-(protein) hydrolase activity. Lineage: Eukaryota; Metazoa; Arthropoda; Malacostraca; Decapoda; Penaeidae. Gene Ontology annotation, cellular component: cytoplasm. The record is from RefSeq and is a predicted model, not a curated record. Gene Ontology annotation, biological process: protein depalmitoylation. Bases 536 to 1108 code for a protein of 190 amino acids. The transcript is spliced from 5 exons.